AUGCGGAAAGGCAGGCGCCUCUGGUGCAGCAGCAGAAGAAGCAGAAGACGAGAGCAGCCCUUUGCUGUCUGCUGGCAAAGCCCUUCCUCCUCCUGUUGCAGUGAGGAAACCCAGCAUCUGCCUUCUUCUCCCUUUGGCUCUCCAUUCCCAGGCUCUCUCUCUCUCUCUCUGAAGGGAGGGAUGCUUUGCAGAAGGGAAGCCAGCCAGCCUUAAAAGUCUGGGUCUCCUGUUUUCCUGGAGAAGCUCCAGCCAGCAGUCAGGGAUCCUGGCAGCCGAAGUCCAGAACAUCUGGAGGACCAAAGUUAGGGAACCGCUGCAGCUGUGUGAAGGGCAAAGCCAGGACUCGCCUUUUUGCCUGUCCCGAAAUCUGGCCUGGCGGGGCCCUCUCCAGCCAUGGUGGGCCACCACGACCACAUGUUCAAAGUGCUCAUCAUUGGGGAUGCCACCGUCGGGAAGACCUCCUUGGUCCAGCGCUAUGCCAACGACAGUUUCAACAAGCAUUACAAAUCGACCGUCGGGGUGGAUUUUGCUCUGAAGGUGGUGCAGUGGUCAGACUCUGAGACAGUGAGACUGCAGUUGUGGGACAUAGCAGGUCAAGAACGCUUUACAUCUAUGACUCGACUGUAUUAUAAGGAAGCCUCUGCCUGUGUUAUCAUGUUCGAUGUCACCAGUGUCAGCACAUUCACCAGCUGCCAGAAGUGGAAGCAGGAUUUGGACAGCAAGCUACGGCUGCCCGAUGGAAGCCCCGUUCCUUGUCUACUGUUGGCUAACAAAUGUGACCUUUAUCCUUGGUCUGUAACUAGAGAAGAAAUUGAUAAAUUCAGCAAAGAGAAUGGAUUCACUGGAUGGACUGAAACAUCUGUCAAGGAAAACAAGAAUGUAAAUGAGUCCAUGAGAGUCCUUAUUGAGAAGAUGAUGACGACAUCACUGGGUGACAGAGAUAUAUCUGUUUCAGGGCAGGGAGACUACAUCAAUCUAAAAGAUGCGUCCACAUCCAACUGGGGAUGCUGCUAGUUGCAUGUGCUUCUGCACCUGAUCAAAAUUCAAGAUUGCUUUUCAGGCAAAUACAUCUAGUUACUUUUACAAAGCCAUAGCAAGUAUUCUUUUCACACAAUUGUGAGCAGUGAGAGAGGAGGAAAUCCCUCAGCCUAGGAGAGGCAAUUGAAACCACUGCCUUUGGUCUUUUGAUGGUGUUCGCUGGUAUAUACUAUUCAACACUGUGACUUUGGUAAAGUCAGAAAGGAAGGAUAUUCUGCGCAUUGAUGCUUCCACUGCAGUUUAGGGGGAGGUCUCCACUUCAAUUGAUCCAUGAUGCAUUGGCAGAAGAAGUGUCGUAGGAAUCUUCCAGCACUCCAAAAGCAAAGGCCAAGUAAUCUGUGUUUGACUAAUGUGUGCGUAUACUCACAGUUUGAAACAGACUGUCUUUAAUUUAUCAUCUCUAGAAACGAGUUUUGGGCUGUAACACAGCUGCAGAAUUCUUUUACCCCACCUCAUGUGAAGGUGCCAUUUCUUGCCAUGGGAAGCCUACUGCCACUUUUGUAUGUGUCUCUCUCUUUUGCCAAAGACUGCAUGUUUUAAAUUGAACUCUGGCCUUUUUGUGUCCCUGUUUUUAUGUGGGUCACACAAUUGUUAGGUCUUUUCCUGGUGCCAUUUUAUUAGAGAACCAAGCCAUGAAUUGAGGCAAAAGUUGUAAACUGUUUUGCAUUGAUGCACCUUAGUAGAAUACCAGUAGUGUUCUUUGUUUUGUAUAGUUCUUUCCCUCACAACAUCUAAUUUGCCUCUUUCAAAUUCUGAUGAAUUACAGUACUUCCUUUUCGGUAUCCUAUGUGGGUGUAGAUUGUCAUUAUGUAAUGCUGUUUGAAAGCCCACCCACUGGUUUUACUGCUGUGAGGGGGGAAAACACAGAAUAAGGGGCCCAGCAGGACAGAAAGCAAGAGUUAAAUCUUCUCUGUGUCCUUCCAAUACCAGGUAUUUCUCUAAUUGUUAAUAUCAAGGCAGGUGAUAUACUUUUGUUUCUUUGGUUUAUUUUUAAAGUAGGUCAGUUCAUAAUUCAGGAUGGUUAAAAUAACAGAAUGGUGAGAUGUAUUGAGGUGUCUGAAGUUUUAAUCUUUCAUUUUAAAAUAAAAGACUAAGGGGGUGAUUUCUUAUGAGGAAAAGAUAUUGUGGAUGAAUAAGAUGUCUAUGUUCUUGAUAACUUAGAAAUUAAGUGGGAGACUCGUUGAAAACUGUGGAGGUCUGAGCAUUAGCCUCCAUUAGUUUGCAAGGAAAACUUUCCUUGUGGCUGCAGGUAGGAUGAUAUAAUUCUGGCAUCAUUUUAAUCUUGUCCCAGAUAAUGUUACAGAUAAUUUAAUACUUGUGUAUAAUAGGAUACAUUUGCCAGAUAAACAGGUUACUUCUGACUAUUUUUUCCUUAAACUAUCUAGAAACAAUACUAAUUAUUCAUCCAUUAGUCUUCCCUAUGCAAUAUAGGCAUUACAGGAUGGUAUUAUAACAUUAUAAUAAAAUAAAAUAUAGGAUAUUGAACAGCUGCUGUUAAAUAAAGUUAUGUGCACUGGAUGGGAUAGUAAAUCUCUUUUGAUUCAGAUGCCAUUUUGGGUGACAGUAACAUUUGUUUAUCUCCAGUAUUUUUAAAAGGUGGUGAAGGCUGUCAAUGGCCUGUUACAAUCUGCCAAAAUAAAGCUGCUUUGGGUCUCUU
This is a messenger RNA of Sceloporus undulatus (fence lizard), 2695 nucleotides long. It is a transcript of the gene RAB29, whose product is annotated as RAB29, member RAS oncogene family. NCBI's taxonomy places the organism in Eukaryota, Metazoa, Chordata, Lepidosauria, Squamata, Phrynosomatidae. Bases 394 to 1014 code for a protein of 206 amino acids. Gene Ontology annotation, molecular function: GTPase activity; GTP binding. The record is from RefSeq and is a predicted model, not a curated record. Gene Ontology annotation, biological process: vesicle-mediated transport. The transcript has 6 exons. Gene Ontology annotation, cellular component: trans-Golgi network; vesicle; Golgi apparatus.